CACUCUGAACCCAGAACUGUCUAUUGAGACCUCUGGAGCGGCUGUCACAAGUGCUGCAAGCCCCCUCAAUCAGAGGCACGACAGACCCCCUCGAGAGGCUGUCUCGGGGUCCAUAGACCUGUGACUGUCUAUAGGGACACCUGGAGCCCCUCCUCGUUGGCUGCUUCUUCAGUCUUGAAGACCACCCGGCUCCUUGCAUGGACCCUUAGCCUGUCCUAAUCCUUGAAGGGUGGGAUUAUCUGGGACCUUGGAGACCCUGUCCUCUGCAGUGUGGUGCUGCUCGGGGGGCCCGUCUCGUGUGGGUGUAGUGCGGGGGCGUCGCGGCCCUCACGUUGUGUCGUUGUGUUUGCAGUGUGGGUGUCAUGUGACUCACUGCAGCUGGUGCGUGUGAUCCGCCGGACGCGGUUGCAUCGUGUGUGUGUUGGUUCCUGCGUGCUGUCAGGGAUGUGAGCGCUGCAGCGCGGUGCUGAGUUGUGUGUGUCGUCGAGGACAGUCCAUGUGACACACCCCCCCCCCCCGAGCAGCGCACAUUGUGUUGUCAUCCGACGCACUCAACGUGAAAACAUGGCAACCGACCCUCCAGCCCGGAGCCUGGAUGACAUCGACCUCUCUGCACUGAGGGACCCUGCAGGGAUCUUCGAACUGGUUGAAGUGGUCGGAAAUGGGACAUACGGUCAAGUGUAUAAGGGUCGUCAUGUCAAGACGGGUCAGCUCGCUGCCAUCAAGGUCAUGGAUGUUACUGAGGACGAAGAGGAGGAGAUCAAGCAGGAGAUUAACAUGUUGAAGAAGUAUUCACACCAUCGGAACAUUGCGACCUAUUAUGGAGCCUUCAUCAAGAAGAGCCCACCUGGAAAUGAUGACCAGCUCUGGCUGGUGAUGGAGUUCUGUGGAGCGGGAUCUGUCACCGAUCUGGUGAAAAACACCAAGGGGAACGCUCUGAAGGAAGACUGCAUCGCCUACAUCUGCCGGGAAAUCCUGCGGGGCCUCGCCCACCUUCACGCUCACAAGGUCAUCCACCGAGACAUCAAAGGGCAGAACGUGCUUCUGACGGAGAAUGCCGAGGUGAAGCUGGUUGACUUUGGGGUGAGCGCCCAACUAGACCGCACAGUGGGGAGGAGGAACACCUUCAUCGGGACACCUUACUGGAUGGCGCCAGAGGUCAUCGCCUGUGAUGAAAACCCAGACGCAACAUAUGACUACAGGAGUGACAUUUGGUCUCUGGGUAUCACCGCUAUAGAGAUGGCAGAAGGUGCACCACCGCUGUGCGACAUGCAUCCGAUGAGAGCUUUAUUCCUCAUCCCCAGGAACCCUCCCCCGAAACUGAAAUCCAAGAAAUGGUCCAAAAAAUUCAUUGAGUUCAUUGACACCUGUCUGAUCAAGAACUACACGAACCGUCCACCCACUGAGCAGCUCCUGAAGUAUCCCUUCAUCAGGGACCAGCCCACCGAGAGGCAGGUCAGGAUCCAGCUCAAAGAUCACAUUGACCGCUCCCGCAAGAAGCGAGUGGAGAAAGAUGAGACAGAAUAUGAAUACAGUGGCAGUGAGGAUGAGGAGGAGAACCACGUGGAGGAAGGCGAGCCCAGCUCCAUCAUGAACGUGCCGGGGGAGUCCACGCUCAGACGCGAGUUCCUGAGGCUACAGCAGGAGAACAAAAGUAACUCUGAAGCCCUGAAGCAACAGCAGAUGGGACCCCAGCACCACGACUCCGAGGCGCACAUCAAGCAGCUGCUGCACGAGCGCCAGAGACGCAUAGAGGAGCAGAAGGAGGAACGCAGGCGCGUGGAGGAGCAGCAGCGCCGCGAGCGAGAGCAGAGGAAACUACACGAGAAGGAGCAGCAGCGGAGGCGGGAUGACAUCCGGCGGGAGGAAGAGAGGAGGAUGGCCGAGAGGGAGCAGGAAUAUAUCAGACAGAAGUUAGAGGAAGAACAGAGGCAGUUAGAAAUCCUCCAGCAGCAGCUUCUGCAGGAACAGGCCCUCUUACUGGAGUACAAGCGGAAACAGCUGGAGGAACAGCGCCAGUCAGAGCGGCUGCAGCGGCAGCUCCAGCAGGAGCAUGCCUACCUCAAGUCUCUGCAGCAGCAACAGCAGCAGGAGAAGAAGCCCCUCUACCACUACAACCGGGCCGUCAUGAACCCCAGCGAGAAGCCCGCCUGGGCGCGAGAGGUGGAGGAGCGGUCAAGGCUGAACAAGCAGAACUCUCCACUCUCCGUUACGAAGCUCGGCUCGGUAGAGUCGUCCGGGACCCCCAAUCAAACCCCCCCAUCACAAAGGCCACUAGACCUCCAGGAGCAUAAGCCGCUCCGCACCGUCACGCCACAGGCCCGCGCGGCCCUGAAACCCACCCCUCGGCCCAAUUCCCUACAGGACCCCCCAUCGGGACCCCCCAUGAUGAACCGUCAGCCGGCGGCCGCCAUGAUGCCUCCUGCCUCCCGGAGCCAGCUAGCCCGGCAGAGCUCUGACCCCUCCCCGGAGGUGGCUGCUGCACCCUCCGCUCGGCCAGACAGGGGCCCAUGGGUGAAAAUGGAGCCAGAGACCCCUCCUCCAAAGGUUCCUCAGAGGACAACGUCCAUAGCGACAGCUCUAAACACGAGCGGAUCUGGAGGAGGCAGACCAGUCCAGGCGGUAAGAGCCAGUAAUCCCGACCUGCGGCGCGCAGAGAGUGCCUGGGAAAGAGGCGAUUCCCUGCUGCAGUCUCCUCACCCGAACCUCCCCCAGGCCGGAUCGCUGGAAAGGAACCGUAUAGCCCCUCAUAAACUGGAGGAGUCCUCAAUCAGUCCCCCCGGCAGCAAAACCCCAGGAGAGGAGCAUCGGUCCCGGCCGGGACGUCCCGCUGACCAUUUAUUAGUGAAAGAUCGCCCAGAAGAUGUCCCAAAACCUCCCAAAAAGGCUCUGGACUACUCCUCUUCCAGUGACGAGAUGGACAGCAGUGACGAGGAUGAUGAGGAAGGCGACCAAGAACGGCAGGAACAGAGCAGAGAUAAUUCAUCAGCCAGUCGAAAUGGUCGUGACGCGGACACAGACAGCGUUAGCACCAUGGUGGUACAUGAUGUGGAAGAGCUGGUGGGGAGCACAUCGGACAGCUCCUAUGGAGACGGCACCAUGAUCGUGCAAAGGACGCCGGAAGAGGAACGGAACCUACUGCAUGCAGAUAGCAACGGAUAUACAAACCUACCAGAUGUGGUGCAACCAAGCCAUUCGCCCACUGAGCCCAAGGGGCCGGGCUCCUCCCCUAGCAAGGAGGGAGGUGGCACUGAUUACCAGUCCCGUGGGUUGGUGAAAGCUCCUCCUAAAACCUCAUUCACCAUGUUUGUCGACCUCGGCUUAUAUCAGUCGAGCGGCGGCACAGGCGACACCAUCCCAGUGGCAGCUUCCUUCGUGAGUGGAGAUGCAGCCCGACUGGAGCAGCUAAAAUACGAAGCUCGGAAAGGAUCGGUAGUAAACGUGAACCCGACUAACACCAGGCCGCACAGCGACACCCCAGAGAUCAGAAAGUACAAGAAGAGGUUCAACUCUGAGAUCCUGUGUGCCGCACUGUGGGGGGUGAACCUGUUGGUCGGCACCGAGAAUGGGCUGAUGCUUCUGGACCGCAGUGGUCAAGGGAAGGUCUACAGUCUGAUCACCCGGAGGAGGUUCCAGCAGAUGGACGUCCUAGAAGGACUUAACCUUCUCAUUACCAUCAGCGGUAAGAGGAACAAGCUGCGUGUCUACUAUCUCUCGUGGCUCAGAAACAAGAUCCUUCACAAUGAUCCUGAGGUGGAGAAGAAGCAGGGCUGGAGCACCGUGGGAGACAUGGAGGGAUGCGUCCAUUAUAAAGUUGUCAAAUACGAGCGCAUUAAGUUCCUGGUGAUCGCCUUGAAGAACUCUGUAGAGGUCUACGCCUGGGCUCCCAAACCGUACCACAAAUUUAUGGCUUUCAAGUCCUUCACGGAUCUCCCACACCGACCACAGCUGGUGGACCUCACCGUGGAGGAGGGUCAGAGGUUAAAAGUCAUCUACGGUUCUUCCUCUGGUUUCCAUGCAGUUGACGUGGACUCGGGAAACAACUACGACAUCUACAUUCCUGUCCACAUUCAGAGCCAGAUUAACCCCCACGCCAUCAUUUUCCUGCCAAACACAGACGGGAUGGAGAUGCUGCUUUGCUAUGAGGAUGAGGGGGUCUACGUCAACACGUAUGGGAGAAUUAUUAAAGACGUGGUCUUGCAGUGGGGCGAGAUGCCCACCUCUGUGGCAUACAUCUGCUCCAACCAGAUCAUGGGGUGGGGAGAGAAAGCCAUUGAGAUCCGUUCAGUGGAAACUGGCCAUCUUGACGGGGUGUUCAUGCACAAGAGGGCUCAGCGACUAAAGUUCCUGUGUGAACGUAACGAUAAGGUGUUCUUCGCCUCCGUACGCUCCGGCGGGAGCAGUCAGGUCUACUUCAUGACCCUGAACCGCAGCUGUAUAAUGAACUGGUGAAGGACGAGCAACGACGGGGGAUCGAAAGAGAGUCUGCUCCUGACCCUCCCCCACACACUGGAUACCCCUCCCCGACUAUUUUCCAACACAUUCCCCUUUAAGACCCCUUCCCCUCUCCCAGCACUUAUUACUCCUCCUUGUUUGCUUUUUUCUGCAUUUUAAUUUAUUGGGAGGCUCCACCCCUUGAGUGACAGAAUAUAUAUCAGGGCGGAGAUAGAGCCAGACAUUAGGGUAGGGAUCAUAUGGGUCCCUAUGCCGAAGCUUUUUUUUUCUUCUUUUUUUACGUGUGUUUGGUUUACUGGUGGCACAGGGAUGGCACAAAACUGAGUAGCACACCCCCCUGACGGCAAUAUACGUAAGGGAGUAUUAUAACCCCCCCCCGUCCCCCUUUAUUAUAAUCUCCCCAUAUCCUGACUCGCUUGUCUUGGUCUCAUGGUGAUCAGGUCUAUUUUGUGACUGAACCUUGUUUUAUAACGAGAAUGAUCCAUUAUAUAGAAGAAGCACUUUAUCAGAUCUAAGCGAUUUAAUACAAAGUUAUGACUUCUCAUGCUGUAGUCACAUCCAGAGCUGCAUUCACAAUGCAGCUGCAUGUCCAAUAGCUCUGCUGUGUUGUCCGUACAGAACCUCCUGCACUGUGCAGUGCGUUGUCUGCGGGUGAUGCCUUUGCUCCGAGUCUGGUUCUCCGAUUUUGAAAAUGUUACAUCUCCCAUAAUGCAAUGCAGCAGGGUGCGACACAUUGCAAAAUGUGAGACAUCUACAGAUAAUCCCCCACAGUGCAUUGCUUCGGGUGUGGGAAAUCCACAGUACUCAUCACAGCGCGAGAGCUAAAACUGAGACGGAUCGAAUGCCUGCUGAAGAGUAUCUGCUCUGGAUGUGACCGGAGCAUGCCCAUAUGAGGUCCAACCUCUUGCACCGCCACCACAUGCCGCAACACUAAUUUCCUAUUUUAUGCCCUUGCUAACCUGUGGUGCACCGGGUGCAGUGAAUCAUGGGGUAAUGGAUGUUACUAAUUUGGUCAGGGAAAGUAAGAAUCUAUCCACACUUACCCCCAGGUCCAGUAGAUGGCACUAGAGCAAAAUAUACGGUAAUUGAUGUGUGAUUUACAUGCAGGAUUAAAUGUGUUCUCUGGGGUAUGACUAAAGUUUAUAGAAGAGUGCUGGGCAGGCUUACACUUUACUCUCUAUUCUGUCCCACUCUACUCUGUACUCCACACUCUACAAAGCAUGCUACGCUACAGCACUCUACAUGCACUCUGUUCACUCUGAUCUUCCCUCUAGUCUACUCUCCUCUAUGCUCUGCUCUUCCCUCUCCUCUAUGCUCUGCUCUUCCCUCUCCUUCUACGCUCUGCUCUUCCCUCUCCUUCUACGCUCUGC
Molecule: messenger RNA, 5825 nt
Organism: Bufo bufo (common toad)
Lineage: Eukaryota; Metazoa; Chordata; Amphibia; Anura; Bufonidae
Gene: MINK1
Product: misshapen like kinase 1
Exons: 32
Coding region: 565-4452 (1295 amino acids)
Biological process (GO): protein phosphorylation
Molecular function (GO): protein kinase activity; ATP binding
Source: RefSeq, a predicted model, not a curated record